AUGCAAUUACAAUACUUAGCCGUACUUUGCGCUCUACUGUUGAACGUGCAAUCUAAAAACGUCGUUGACUUUAGUCGUUUUGGGGACGCCAAAAUAAGCCCUGAUGACACAGACCUUGAAAGUCGUGAACGAAAGAGGGUCAUUGGUCUUCAAGACAACCUUCAAAUUAAAACUCCAGGGGAAGGGGACUCUUUGAUUGAUAUUCUCCGAAAAAGAGACGAACAUGAUGAAGAACAAGGGGUUCUCAAACAUGACAUUGUCAUCCCUGCUAAUACCGAGGCGUUUGGUGGCUCCGAAGAUGUUGACUAUACAGUAAUUAAACCAAAGACUAGCCAGUUACUUGCCACUACUUUAACCCAGCUACCAGAGGUUUCCGUUUUUGCUUCAUACAUUCGUGAUAAUAUUGAUCUCACAAAUGAGCUUGGCGCCGAUUUGAAGUCUAACCAGAUACUCAUCUUUGCUCCGACUGAUACUGCUAUCAAAGAGUUAUCUAAGAAGCCAUGGGAAUGGCCAUCUGAGAUCACCGAGACUAAUAACCUAAAGGAUGAAACUUCGACUGCAAAUAUCAACAACUUUGUUGAGUCGCAUGUUGUUGUCACUUCUGAUAAAGGAUUAAAUCUUGAAGAGGGUGCCAACAUUGGGACCGCCGUAUUGACCACGUUGAAUGGUCAAACCAUAAAUUUAUUCAACUCUGACAGAACUUUCUACAUAAGUGUAGAUGACCAGCCUAAGUUUCCUUUGAGACAGAUUGAAGUUGUUUCUAACGGAGCUGUACUGAUCAUCGACCGUGCGUUGGACUGGCCAGAGAGGCACUAA
Messenger RNA from Komagataella phaffii GS115, 816 nucleotides. RefSeq lists its product as uncharacterized. Bases 1 to 816 code for a protein of 271 amino acids. The record is from RefSeq and is a predicted model, not a curated record. Lineage: Eukaryota; Fungi; Ascomycota; Pichiomycetes; Pichiales; Pichiaceae. The transcript has a single exon.